UUUCUAGUUGGCCAUCCCUGAAAAGCCAACCACAUGGCUGGAAUUUAGCCUUUACUAGCCAACUUCAUGGUAUUCUGGUAAACUCUUAUCUGGGAAGGAACUAAGGCUAUUACAGAUCAAAGUAGUUUUCUUCCUUAAGAAACUACCCAAGGCACCACAAGAGAGUCGUCUUCUUCUUCAGCUACCUACAGGACAUAGUACAAGGCUUUGCAUUUCAAUUCUUCAACCACUCUUCCCUUUUCUGACUCCUGUUCUGUCUCUAAAUGUGGUAGUAAAAGAGAAUACAAAGUCAAGUGCUCAAGAGGGGAAGAUGCAUCAAAGAAGAAAAGUGUCAGUGAAGCAUCAGGUCAUGGACUUCCCAAGAGCUCUAAUUACGAUCUUUCAUGGAAAGGGGACAAUGGCAUCCUGGCCCUUCUCUAGGCGGUGGAGAGUCUCUGAUCCUAUUCUGUUCCAAGUGACCUUAGCUGCUGCUCUGUUGGCUACUGUUCUUGGCAAAUGUGGUCCUCCACCUUAUUUACAAUUUGCUUCUCCAAUAAGUGAGUUGAAUGAGACAGAGUUUGAAACUGGAACUACUCUGAAAUACAACUGCCGCCCUGGAUACCGUAAAAUUACUGCAAAAAAUCAUGUUCUUACCUGUGAAUCAAGAGGCACAUGGAACUACAUUGAAUUCUGUGUCAAGAAACAAUGCGGAAAUCCGGGAGAAUUACUUAAUGGGCAAGUGAAAGUUAAGACAGAUUACUCUUUAGGAUCACAAAUAGAAUUCAGCUGUUCAGAAGGAUAUGUCUUAGUUGGUCCAACCACUAGUUACUGUGAAAUCCAAGAAAAAGGAGUUGGCUGGAGUGAAUAUCUCCCCAGAUGUAUGAUUGUCAAGUGUGAGCCUCCUCCAGCUAUCAGCAAUGGGAAGCACAACGGUGGAGAUGAAGACUUCUACACGUAUGGCUCUUCUGUCACCUACAGCUGUGACUCUGACUUCUCAAUGUUAGGCAAAGCCUCCAUUUCUUGCUCGGUGGAAAAUGAAACAAUAGGUGUUUGGAGUCCAAGCCCUCCUAUUUGUAAAAAAAUCAAUUGUCUUCAGCCAGUGGUUAAAAAUGGAAAAAUAACCUCCGGAUUUGGACCCAUCUAUGCUUAUAAAGAGUCUAUUUUAUUUGGAUGCGAUAAAGGUUUUCGCCUUAAAGGCAGCAAUUUAAUCCAUUGUGAAGCUGAUAGCAACUGGAGUCCUCCUCCUCCCAUUUGUGAACUGCAUGGUUGUGCUGGCUUGCCAAACAUCCCCCAUGCCACCUGGAGAAGAUAUAGCUACUCCCUGCCUACAGAAGAAGUGUAUGGUGUUGACACUGUGAUGAGUUACUACUGCCUUUCUGGCUAUAGACCCAAGACAAGUGGGUCUCUGACUGUGACUUGUCAGGAAGAUUUCAAGUGGUCUUCAUACAUAGAAUGUGUGGAGGUAUGUUGCCCAGUACCAGACGUGGAUCAUAUCAGCAUCACCUACAGGAAGAAAAAUCAGUCUGCCAAUCACUGUACCUAUUACUCUGGAGAUAAGAUUUCAUAUACAUGUAAUAACAAUGAGAAAGUUAGAUAUGUAUCUUCAUGCUCAGAACAAGGCACAUGGAGGCCCAGAAUGCCAGUAUGUGAUAGAGGUUGCGAUAAUCCUCCUGUGGUUGCCCACGGACAUCAUACACAAAUUAUUACGCUAUUUGGAAUAAAAAAAGAUGAGGUUGUAUAUAAAUGUGAUGAAGGAUACACUCUGGUUGGAGAGGACAGACUCUUCUGUCAUUAUUCACGCUGGUCACCUGCAGCCCCUCGAUGUAAAGCUCAGUGUCUGAAGCCAGUGAUAGAUCAUGGAAAGUUAUCUGUGGAUCAAGAUAAAUAUACUGAGUCUGAAAUUAUCACCGUCCAGUGUGACUCUGGCUAUGGUUUGGUUGGUCCCCAAAAUAUCACUUGCAUAGAAGACAGAACCUGGCACCCACAGGUGCCCAAGUGUGAAUGGGAGUACCCCGAAGACUGUGAGCAAGUGCAUGAAGGCAAAAAACUCAUGCAGUGUCUCCCAAACCCGGAGGAGAUAAAAUUGGCCCUGGAGCUGUAUAAGCUGUCCUUGGAAAUUAAACUACUGAAGAGACAGAUAGACGAGAAAGCCGAUCUUGAGUCAUCAGUGUAAUUUUUCCCAAGAGAUGGAGGAAAAAUGUGCCUUGACACCUUUAAUCUAAUAUGGAUAAUUUCAGUUUAUCAACCGUAUUCUCUCUUUUACACUAUCAUUUAUGAUAAUUAUUAUCCAGAAAGUAUCAUUUGUUAAUCAUUACUGUUUUGAGACUGUAGCCUUAUUGAUCAGCUUCUGAUUCAUAUUUUUGCUUUUCUUGACACGGAAUACACAUUUUUAAAAUUAAAAAUUUACAUAUUAAGAAGAUUUUGUCUUCAUUGUAAUUAGGACUCGGUGAAAUGAGGUCCAUGAACAAACCCACAUAUGAAGUUAAUACAUUUAUUUUAUUGUAAG
This is a messenger RNA of Sus scrofa (pig), 2485 nucleotides long. It is a transcript of the gene C4BPA, whose product is annotated as complement component 4 binding protein alpha. Lineage: Eukaryota; Metazoa; Chordata; Mammalia; Artiodactyla; Suidae. The record is from RefSeq and is a predicted model, not a curated record.